AGAAUCUAAUUAAAGUUUAAAUUGGUGUUUCAUGAUAUCACAAAUUAAGCGUCUAAUUAUUUCAUCAUGAAACAGCUGGACUGCAACAACAGCGGUGGUUAUAAAUAUUUAAAUCAAUUGCUUUCAAACCAUUUGUUCGACCGUUUUUGAGUAAUUCAUCCUUUUUGUAACCUUCUUGAAUGUUUCGCAGAAGAAAAUGGCUACAAUUCCGUGUUCUGUAAAACUGCACUGUAAGCAGAAUUGUAGAAAAAAUGAUACCAUACUUGAAUCAUCGUCACGUGCUCGUGGUGUCCAGCUUAUCUUUUGCUUCACUGUAGAUGCAUUGUUCCACGAAGCGGGAAAGAAAUUCAACUUCUCGCUGUUUGUCAAAAAAACAAUAAAACAAAAAAGCAAACAGUUUGUAAAAACACCAACAACAGAACAGGGCACUCAUAAAAAUGCAAAUUCUACUAGAAGUGUGUGUCGAUACAUUCGAAUCUGCCGUUGCAGCGAUUCAGGGUGGCGCCGACCGUAUAGAGCUCUGCUCUGCGCUGAGCGAAGGUGGCCUGACGCCAUCGGUGGGACUGUUGCGAGAAAUAAAGCAAUACCUUGCAGCGGAAUACGCAGCACCAUUGCUAAGCGGUCGUCCAACGAUCUUCCCCGUGUACUGCAUGAUACGGUGCCGAAGGGGUAGUGAUUUUUGCUACUCCGCGCAGGAAAUGAACGCAAUGCUGUGGGAUAUGCGGCUGUUGAAACAGAACGGUGCCGAUGGGUUCGUGUUCGGCGCACUGGAUCCAUCAUCAUCCGGCCGCGUGCAUCGACAACACUGCGAACAAGUGGUUGUGGCGGCGGGAGAGCUGCCGCUAACCUUUCACCGUGCCAUUGACUGCACGGAGGAGGGCGCACUGGGCGAGAAUCUAAAACUGAUAGCUGAGCUGGGCUUUUCGACCGUUUUGACGAGUGGAUUGAAACCGACGGCAGAGCAAGGGAUGGAAACGAUCACUAAAAUGAAGGAAAUAGCAGAUCAGCUCACCGGUAAAUCGCUUCGGGUGAUGCCCGGUUCGGGAGUAUCGACGCAAAAUGCACGGCAAAUACUGCAACGUACCGGAUGCGAUGCAAUACACGGAUCGGCAAGCAUAACGAAACCGGCGGGAGGUCAUCAAACAGGAACCAUAUCGAUGGGUGGAAGCAAUGUCGAUGCUAUGCCAUUGAAGGUGUGCAGUAAAGCAAAGGUGCAAGAGUUGCGCCAGUUGAUCGAUAGCUUAGUGUAGGAAAAUAAAGCAUUACCCUUACCUCUGGAAUGGGUGCCUGGGAGGUAGCUGA
Molecule: messenger RNA, 1302 nt
Organism: Anopheles gambiae (African malaria mosquito)
Lineage: Eukaryota; Metazoa; Arthropoda; Insecta; Diptera; Culicidae
Product: copper homeostasis protein cutC homolog
Exons: 2
Coding region: 438-1250 (270 amino acids)
Molecular function (GO): copper ion binding
Source: RefSeq, a predicted model, not a curated record